GCUCAGGCCGGGCUGGCCAGCGUGGCGGAGGGAGGGCGCAGGCCCCAGCACUGGGGAAAGUUUGUCCGCCGCUGCUACAACAGGGAUUUGACCAGGACGUGCCGGGGGGCCCAGAGCCCAGCCCAUACCUCUUGCUAGCUAUGGGCCAUCGCCCACCUGUCCUCCUGCUCUGUGCCUCUGUGUCCCUGCUGGGUGGCCUGACCUUUGGCUAUGAACUGGCGGUCAUAUCCGGUGCCCUGCUACCACUACAGCUGGACUUCGGGCUGAGUUGCCUGGAGCAGGAGCUCCUGGUGGGCAGUCUGCUCUUGGGGGCGCUCCUCGCUUCCCUGGUGGGGGGCUUCCUCAUUGACUGCUAUGGCAGGAGACGGGCCAUCCUGGGGAGCAAUGUGGUGCUGCUGGCUGGCAGCCUGAUUCUGGGUCUGGCCGGCUCACUACCCUGGCUGCUCCUGGGCCGCUCAUCCGUCGGCUUCGCCAUCUCACUGUCUUCCAUGGCUUGCUGUAUCUACGUCUCAGAGCUGGUGGGGCCGCGGCAGCGGGGGGUUCUGGUGUCCCUCUAUGAGGUGGGCAUCACUGUGGGCAUCCUGUUUUCUUAUGCUCUCAACUAUGUGCUGGCUGGCAGCCCUUGGGGCUGGAGGCACAUGUUUGGCUGGGCAGCUGCACCUGCUCUCUUGCAAUCGCUCAGCCUCCUUCUCCUCCCUGCCGACGCACAGGGCACAGCAGCCCACCAAGACCUCAUCCCGCUCCAGGGAGGGGAGGCCAGCAAACCCGGCCCGGGGAAGCCACGGUACACCUUUCUGGACCUCUUCAAGACCCUGGACAGCAUGCGGAGCCGGACUGUAGUAGGAUUGGGACUGGUGCUAUUCCAGCAGCUAACAGGACAGCCCAAUGUGCUGUAUUAUGCCUCCACCAUCUUCAGCUCUGUGGGCUUCCACGGAGGCUCCUCAGCUGUGCUGGCUUCUGUGGGGCUUGGUACUGUGAAGGUGGCUGCCACCCUGACCGCCACGGGGCUGGUGGACCGUGCAGGCCGUAGGGCCCUUCUGCUUUCUGGGUGUGCUCUCAUGGCCUUGUCUGUCAGUGGCAUAGGCCUGGUCAGCUUUGCUGUGUCUCUGGACUCAGGCCCCAGUUGCCUGGCCACAUCCAACGCCACUCGGCAGGUGGACCUGCCUCAAAGCUCAGGUCUGCUUAAGGGUUCAUCUCCACCACCAGUACUACGGACCGGUGGGGACCAAGGACAACCAGUCCUGCCAGCCACUGAGGGGACCAAGCCCCAUCCAGUCACCACAGUGUCCCUGGGACCAGCUGUUAAUGCCACCUCCCCGGUUCCCCCGGGUCCCAUCCUGGAGCAUACUCUGCUUUGCUGGUCUGCACUGGUUUGCAUGAUGGUCUAUGUGAGUGCCUUCUCCUUUGGAUUUGGACCAGUGACCUGGCUGGUCCUCAGUGAGAUUUAUCCGGCGGAGAUCCGUGGGAGAGCGUUCGCCUUCUGCAGCAGCUUCAACUGGGCGGCCAACCUCCUCAUCAGCCUUUCCUUCCUCGACCUCAUUGGUGCCAUCGGCUUGGCCUGGACCUUCCUGAUCUAUGGGCUGACUGCUGUCCUUGGCCUGGCCUUCAUCUACUUGCUUGUUCCGGAGACAAAAGGGCAGUCACUGGCUGAGAUAGAGCAGCAGUUUCAGAUGAACAGGUUUCCUCUGCGCUUUGGCCACAGGCAGAACCCCAGCGGAAUCCAGUACCACCGCCUGGAGGUCUCCCCAGCCUCCUGAGGCUCCUGUCUGCUUCGAAGGUGCUGGCACAUUGGUUUCUGCAGCUCCAGCUCCCUGCCUACCGGGGCCUGGAACUCAUGAUCCAGGUUUCCUUCUGUAGUGGCCCUGCCCCAAAGGGUGCCUCUUGCUGGGGUGAGAGAUGAACCCUCUACUCUUCGUUUUGAGUGUGAGACUCCAGGGACUCUGGAAGAUCCGGCCCCAUGCCUCAGUUUCCCUGUGGCGUUGGCUUGUCUGCAAUGUUUAUAAUGACAUCCUCUGUGGUGUCUCCACCAAGGGCUUCUCAGAUGACCCGGGAAGGAAGUGUCUUCCGCCGCCAGCCCUGAGCCAGGAGAGAUCGCAAGUCUCUGCCUUCCUUGUCCACUUGCCAGGGUCUUAGUGAUCGGGAGCCGGUUUGGGUCACUCCCUUCCUCUUACCCAGGAUAUUUAUCGGGCCCUGGGACUCUGACUGAGGACGAGAGGCUGUUGCUAGGAUGGCUUUAUGACCCUGGCCUCAGUUUCCUCCACGUGUCGCACAGAAGCCUUGACUAGGCUGCUCCUAAGUCUCAGAGCAGGGACAUUAAACACCCAGCGAGGGCUCUGUCACGUCACAUGGUCCUGGGACAGAAGCUUUCUUAGUAGAGAGUGUACCUCGAUUCGAGAGUCAGGAAUGCAAGAGCUGGUCCCCAUCAUGUGACAAGUGCCAGGGUAAGGCAGGGAUCUUUGAAGGAAGGAAGAAGGGGUUGGAGGGACUCACCCAAGUGUUGGUGGUUGUGGCUUCUACUUUGGGUGCUAUUGACAACCUCAAGCUUCAAUCUUUUCAUCUGCAGAAUGGGCAGAGUUGUGCCCCUCAGAAUAUAUUGACUUCCCCCAUCUCCUUCAGGAGGGUCUUUAGUGAGCUCUGGGGGCUUCUGCCCACUGUGUUACACAGGGCACCUCCUUUGGGGCAUUGUAAGGAGUCAGUCAGCUGGAGUCCAGCAAGUGGCUGAGGUCAGAGGUGGCAUAAGGAGGACGUAAAAAAGAUAGAGUUGGUUUCUGGACACUGGGUAGCUGACCUCACUGGCACUGUAAGUCACACCCUUUUGGUUCCCAAGCCUGGCCCGGUGACCUUGCUCUUCUUCUAGAUACUUCAUUUAUAGCCAGUGGUGUGCCGGAUUCAGCUUGUGCCGGCUGGCUCCUCAGGGUUGACGGCCACACAGUCAGGACUUCCGCAAACUGGUUGCUAAGCACUGCCAUUAUUUAAAAAAUUAAUUUAUAGUAAGCAAUUGAUGCAAUUCUAAUAGUCAGUACUCAGACUUCAUCAUCUCCCACCAGGUGUGGUGGCACACGCCUGUGACUCCAGCACUCAGAAGACUGAGGCAGGAGGAUUGAGCGCUCUGGGCCAGUCUGGUUUUAAACCUUGUCCCACUAAAUAAAUAGGUAAAUAAAAAAGGCAAACCUCUGUU
Peromyscus leucopus (white-footed mouse) is the source of this 3178-nucleotide messenger RNA. It is a transcript of the gene Slc2a10, whose product is annotated as solute carrier family 2 member 10. NCBI's taxonomy places the organism in Eukaryota, Metazoa, Chordata, Mammalia, Rodentia, Cricetidae. The transcript has 5 exons. The coding region runs from base 141 to 1757 and encodes 538 amino acids. Gene Ontology annotation, molecular function: transmembrane transporter activity. Gene Ontology annotation, cellular component: membrane. Gene Ontology annotation, biological process: transmembrane transport. The record is from RefSeq and is a predicted model, not a curated record.